AUGCCGAAUACAUCCGAUUACCACAACUUUACGACUCAGACAAUUCGCUCAUUCCAAGGUGUCUACGGCUCGAACUUCAAUGAGACGAUUACGUUCUGUGACUUGGAAAUCAAGAGCUUCGAGCUCAAUGACUGGAGGAUCAUCCCAGUGCUCGCCCAAAGCGCUGACUCCGGACAAUCACCAUACAAUGAGAAAGGCGCGAUGCUGACAGGCGGGACUUAUCUGGCGCCCAAUGGCUCGGUAGUUUGGAAGGGUUUUGGCUUCAGUGCAAAUGGGCUAUAUGAUUGUGCAUUCGCGUUGAGUGGGAAUGGGAGUGAGGCUGAUGGAUACUAUACUUUCCUGGACCAGUUCAAUGCGAGCACAACAGCUGGCGAGACUGCCCUUGGUUGUUAUACUAUGAACGGGAGCCAACGAGAGAGGAAUGUUCUUUGGCUUAUCGGGACUACAAGUGUGGCGCUGCGUGGACUUCAUAGGACUGAUUUUGCCACGAAAGGUGGGGGGUGGGGGAAAGCAGAAGAGGAAAUACCUUCCAAAAGGUGA
Letharia columbiana is the source of this 540-nucleotide messenger RNA. RefSeq lists its product as uncharacterized. Lineage: Eukaryota; Fungi; Ascomycota; Lecanoromycetes; Lecanorales; Parmeliaceae. The record is from RefSeq and is a predicted model, not a curated record. The coding region runs from base 1 to 540 and encodes 179 amino acids. The transcript has 2 exons.